AUGAAGGAAGCCGUUGUCGAAAAGACUGUCACCGUCACUCUUCGCGAUGUGGAAAUUCCUACGCCGCAGCCCGGCCAGGUCCUCAUCCGGGUCGAGGUGUCCGGCACCAACCCUAAGGACUGGAAGGUGCCUAAGCUGUUUUCGGGCCCCACACUGAACCAGGGCGAUGACAUUGCGGGUUAUGUUGAGGCUGUGGGUGACGGCGUGCUCACUUUCCGGAAGGGAGAUAAGGUGGCUGCGUUUCACGAAAUGAUGUCCCUGCACGGUAGCUACGGCGAAUAUGCCAUCUCCUGGGAUUACUCAACGUUUCAUCUUACAGAUAAGACGAUUUUUGAGGAGGCCGCCACCAUUCCUCUGGCUGCCAUGACCGCCGCACUGGGGCUAUAUCAACGCCUCAGUCUGCCUCUGCCGUGGAACCCGACCGACACCCCGUCUCCGCUGGUCAUUUACGGAGGAGCCACAGCAGUCGGCGCAUUUGCAAUCAAAUUUGCCAAACUCUCAAACCUGCACCCGCUCAUCGUGGUAGCAGGCAAGGGAAUUCCGUUCGUGGAGACCUUGAUUGACAAGGAAAAGGGGGACACAGUCAUCGACUACCGCGAAGGCGAGGAAGCCGUGCGGGCAAAGAUCCGCGCCGCAUCUAAUGGACGCCCAAUCCACCACGCAUACGAUGCCGUCUCGGAGAAGGGCAGUCUCCAGAAUAUCAGUGCCGCAUUGACGGUGCCCGCAGCUAUCACCACCGUCCUGCCACCCAAGGAAACGGACUCGUUUCCAGAGGGAAUUGAAGUCCGUCGCACGUAUGUCGGAAGUGUUCACAAGCCGCCGACGGCAUGGAAGAGCAUCGAGGAUAAAGAGUUCGCGGCAGCUUUCUUCCAGUUUAUUGGGCGGGGUCUAGCUCAGGGCUGGUUCUCGGGGCAUCCAUAUGAAGUGCGGGCGAAUGGACUGAAUGGACUUGAAGGGGCAUUGAAGGAUCUCGAGGCCGGGAAGGCAUCAGCGGUGAAAUAUCUCGUGAGAAUUGGAGAGACGGAGGGCGUGCAGCGUUAG
Penicillium alfredii is the source of this 1041-nucleotide messenger RNA. RefSeq names its product zinc-binding alcohol dehydrogenase family protein. Gene Ontology annotation, molecular function: oxidoreductase activity, acting on NAD(P)H. The transcript has 2 exons. Lineage: Eukaryota; Fungi; Ascomycota; Eurotiomycetes; Eurotiales; Aspergillaceae. The record is from RefSeq and is a predicted model, not a curated record. Bases 1 to 1041 code for a protein of 346 amino acids.